Messenger RNA from Caretta caretta (loggerhead turtle), 5305 nucleotides. Its product is annotated as neuropeptide Y receptor type 4-2-like. Lineage: Eukaryota; Metazoa; Chordata; Testudines; Cheloniidae. Gene Ontology annotation, molecular function: neuropeptide binding; pancreatic polypeptide receptor activity. The record is from RefSeq and is a predicted model, not a curated record. Gene Ontology annotation, biological process: G protein-coupled receptor signaling pathway. Gene Ontology annotation, cellular component: neuron projection; plasma membrane.
GGCCCCUCCCGCGCCGGCCGGGAGCGCUGCGGAGCCGCGAGCCCGGAGCGGGGCCAGACACUGCGGAGCCGAGCCGGACCGGACCGGACCGGACCCUGCCGGAGCCAGGCUGGGGACGCUGUGAGCAGAGUGUCCUGCCCCCGGCGCAGCCGCUGCCCGCCGGCCAGGAGCAGAGGAUGGAGGAGCUGCUGAAGCUCACGUACCUGAAUGUCUCGGAGCGGCUGAGCCUGCCCUGGGAGCAGGGCGGGCCGUGCGGCCCCUCGGUGGGGAACAGCACCGUCCUGGUGGUGGCCUACAGCGCCCUGCUGGCCGUGGGGCUGGUGGGGAACCUGUGCCUCCUCUGCGUCGUCGCCCGGCACAAGGAGAUGAGGAACGUCACCAGCAUCUUCAUUGCCAACCUGGCCUGCUCCGACCUGCUGAUGAGCAUGGUGUGCCUGCCCGUCACCGUCAUCUACACCCUCAUGGACCGCUGGGUGCUGGGCGAGCUCCUAUGCAAGGCCAGCCCCUUCGCGCAGUGCGUCUCCGUCACCGUCUCCAUCCUCUCGCUGGCCUGGAUCGCCCUGGAGCGGCACCAGCUCAUCGUCAACCCCACCGGCUGGAAGCCGGGGGCCACCCACGCCUACCUGGCCGUGAGCGUCACCUGGCUGGUGUCGGGCUGCGUCUCCCUGCCCUUCCUCGCCUUCAGCGUCCUGACGGACGAGCCCUUCCGCAACCUCAGCCUGCCCUUCGACGCCUUCGCCGGCCACCUGGUGUGCGUGGAGAAGUGGCCGUCGGACGGGCACCGCCUGGCCUACACCACCGGGCUGCUGUUCGGCCAGUACUGCCUGCCCCUGCUGCUCAUCCUGGCCUGCUACGGCCGCAUCUUCCUGCGGCUGCGUCGCCGGCGGGACAUCCUGGAGCGGCCCACGCAGGGGCCCCGGGCCGCCAGCCACCGGCGGGUCAGCGUCCUGCUGGCCUGCCUCGUCGCCGCCUUCGCCGUGUGCUGGCUGCCCCUGACCGUCUUCAACGCCCUGUACGACUGGGCCCCCGAGGCCAUCUCCGGCUGCCACCACGACCUGCUCUUCUCCCUCUGCCAUCUGGCGGCCAUGGCCUCCACCUGCAUCAACCCCGUCCUCUAUGGCUUCCUGAACACCAACUUCCAGCAGGAGCUCAAAGCCUUGCUCCACCGCUGCAGCUGCGCUGGGGAGACGGACACGUACGAGAGCGUCCCCCUGUCCACCGUCAGCACCGAGGUCUCCAAGGCCUCGCUGCGCAGCGGGGGGGUCGCCACCGACGCCUGACAGGGGGCUUCCCCCAGCGCCUGGUGCCAGGAGCAGAGCCCGCCGUAGCCUUGCCCGGCGGGCGGGGGGAUGCUGCUGUGCUGUAGGCACUCUCUGCCUGUCUAGGGCAGCCCCCCGCCCCUCCCUCGGGCACAGCUCAGAUCCAGAGGGAGCCUGGGAGUGAGCUCUGGGGAAUCCCACAGAAACUGACCACGGGAAGUCCUGGGCUCUGUUCCCUGCGGAGCCACUUACUCAGUCUCCAAUUUUCAGCCUGGUGAUUCUCCGAGUGGCCUGAGGCACCCCAGGGAUGCAGGAGCAGUGGGUGUCUGACUGCCCCAGAUGGCCCAGUGCUGGUGCCUUGGCCCAGCUCCAUAGAUGGGUCCCGGCUGGGUUUGCCAAAGGGCUGGGCUGCAGGGGCUCAGCACCUGUGGAAAUCGGGCGCUGAACUCUGGAGUGAGGUGCCGAAUGUGCGGCUUUCAGCCUAGAGGCUUUUGGCCUUCAUCCCUCUGUCGCCGUUUCCCCAGCAUUCAGAUAGGGCUGUUAACACUUCGCGGUCGCACAGCUCGGGAGGGGCAUGGCGGGCUGAGCGGCGCUGUCAUAGGGUUAAGCAUCGUUACCACAUCGGAAAUGUCCCUGCUUGGGUCCUUUUACCAAGUACUGGAUUAGCUAGUUUUCAAAGGGGGACACCCCCCCCAUGCGCAGAUGGUGGGUGCAUUGCCAGGCUGGGCGAUUCAAUGUGCAGUCGGGGGUUAGAUCUGCAGCUACUGGAGGCAAACACAAAUUAUUCCAGGUGCAUUUAAAGAACAUCUCGAAUCUGUCUCUUGUGUCCUAGGCAUUCCUGCCAGGCUCAUUGCUUGCCGUGGUCUCCGAGCACAGUCACUCCUAACUACCCAGCAGCACAUGAGAACAGCUGACUCGUGCAAGAAAAUCGCCAUUUUCAUGUGUAACUGGGGCAUUAGCACCUAGUUUGAGACCUGCGAAAAUUCUUCUGUUUGCCAAACAAUACACAGUGCCCUUGAUUUCAGAGAUUUUUGAUGAUCUCCUAAAACUCCCAAAUGCCUGAUUUAAAAAAAAAGAAAAAACAAGAAACUGACAUUCCUUUCACUCACUCUUUGGUAUUUUGAAGUGAAAAAAGAAGCAAUCGGGCUGGGCUGUUAAAGGGGCGCUGUGGAGAGAUGGUUCACUGGUUUUCUAAAAGCAAAAUCCCCUUCUCUGUGACUCUGGUAACACCUUAGAUUAUUCAACCUGAAAAAGAAUUCCGAGAUCUAAUUUACUUUUCACAGCUGAGUUUUGUGCUUCGUUCUCCUUUCAGUCACUUGCCUUUACCCAGUGACUGCGGAGUGAUAUUCCUGAUCUCCACUUCCUGACGUUGGUGGAAAAUCGCUCCCCCUUAGUGUAUUGCCUGUGAGCUCACUCAGUCACUUGCAUAGUCGGUAUCUGUCCAGAAUCGCUUUCCGGGGCUCAGAGGUUGCAGUUUUUGGGGCUAACAGGACAGAGGGACCCGGCCAGUCCAAAGCUGUUCUUCUGGACACUUGUGAAUCUUUUUGAGUUUGCUUGAUCCAAUCCCGGGGGCUUAGCUAAUGGGUUCAUUUUACCCAGUGAUGAGCUGCCAAAAUCUUAACAACUGGUUCCCUCCUCAUCCUACGAGGGGGUUGUGGCCCACCCCCGCUCCCCGGGGCUUCUGCCACAUCCAACCCCGGGCAUUCCUUGAUGCCCCCCCCAGAACCCCUGCCCCAUCCACCCCCCUCCCCUGACUGCCCCCCAGAACCGGGCAGGAGGGUCUCGUGGGCCACCGUAGUGGGUGCCCACACUGCCCCUAAGAGCCAGAGGGACCUGCCGGGGGGGCGAGGUGGGGAGUCCCGGCGGUGCUUACCUGGGGCAGCUCCCAGGAAGCAUCCAGCAGGUCCCUCUGGCUCCUAGGGGCGGGGGAGCGUAGCUGGGGGGGAGCAGGGGGAGCGGCCGCUCCCCCCACUGAUCAAUUCAAAAGUGGCACCUUAGGCGCCGACUCCCGGGGUGCUCUGGGGCUGGAGCCCCCACGGGGAAAAUUUGGUGGGUGCAGAGCCCCCCCCCGGCAGCUCCCCACCCUGCGCCCGGCGCCAGCUCACCUCCGCUCCGCCUGCUCCCCUGAACGCGCCACCCCGCUUGGCUUCUCCCCCCCCCCCCCGGGGCCGGGGGUGGGGCGGGGAGCUGCCGGUGGGGGCUCUGCACCCACCAAAUUUUCCCUGUGGGGGCUCCAGGGCUGGAGCACCCCUGGAGUCGGCGCCUAAGAUGCCAGUUUUGGCCGGUUAAAUUUAGAAGCCCUCGCGGGACAACCGGUUCUAAAAGGGCUUCUACAUUUAACAACCGGUUCUAGCGAACUGGCUCCGGCUCUCCACGGCUUUCACCCUGAUCUCGCCUACUCAUCGUAUUCUGUGCCCGUCUCUUGACGCAGUGCUGAACAUCGGCUCCCAGCGCGUGGGGCCUGGGGAUAUUUUGCCCAACAGUCGAUGUUUGUAACCAAUUUAUAAAUAUGUAUCUUAUCGAAAUGCACAGACUGCUGCGGCUUUUCUAAGGGGAUAAUUCUUUGUAAUAAUCAAGAAUAAACUGAACAAGCUGACGAAAUGUGAGUAGCUCCCUUUAGCGAACACUCACGGUGUGUCGGCUCUCCACAAACGGCCGUGGUGUCAACACGAAAAUCACCAGCUCUGGGACUUAUCCCUGCAGGUGUUAUCCAGGCUGUCACGCCGGUUAUUGGCAGAGCGUUGUUGUUAUACUCCUCGUUUGCCGUGAGGUAGCACCGCCCGUCGUGUGUUGGUGAGGCUGAGAGCCAGUUCAUAGAAUCACAGACUAUCAGGGCUGGAAGGGACCUCAGGAGGUAUCUAGUCCCACCCCCUGCUCAAAGCAGGACCAAGCCCCAGUUAAAUCAUCCCAGCCAGAGCUUUGUCAAGCCUGACCUUAAAAACCUCUAAGGAAGGAGAUUCCACCACCUCCCUAGGUAACGCAUUCCAGUGCUUCACCACCCUCCUAGUGCAAAAGUUUUUCCUAACAUCCAACCUAAACCUCCCCCACUGCAACUUGAGACCAUUAGUCCUCGUUCUGUCAUCUGCUACCAUUGAGAACAGCCUAGAUCCAUCCUCUUUGGAACCCCCUUUCAGGUAGUUGAAAGCAGCUAUCAAAUCCCCUCAUUCUUCUCUUCCGCAGACUAAACGAUCCCAGUUCCCUCAGCCUCUCCUCGUAAGUCAUGUGUUCCAGUCCCCUCAUCAUUUUUGUUGCCCUCCGCUGGACGCGCUCCAAUUUUUCCACAUCCUUCUUGUAGUGUGGGGCCCAAAACUGGACACAGUACUCCAGAUGAGGCCUCACCAGUGCCAAGUAGAGGGUUCAGUUUAGAAUAGAGAGUUCGGUUCUGGUGUCCAGUUUAGAAAGAGUGAGAAGGGGUGAGAGGGCUGAGCAGAGCCACCAGGUUAUCUGAAGGCUGGAAAAGACCUUCUGGUAAGAGACGCGAGGCGCUCAGUCUGGUUAGCUGCUCAGAAGGAAGAGUGAGGUGGGCCUGGGUGGGGCGUAUGAAAACCCACCAGGGGAGGACGCUGGGUUUCCAAAGGCUCUUCGAGCAGAGGAAGGCAGAGCAAGCACCAAGCUAGACAAAUUCCAGUUGGAAGGGGGCACUGGUUUAUGCCAACGCGGGUGACUAACCCUUGGCCCAAACUGCCCCGGGCUGUGGGGGGGUCUCUGUCUCCUGGUAGCUGCCCAGCCCAGCUGUCUUGCGGGAAGAAGCAUUGACCAAACACACGUCGCUGGGCUCUGUGCGUGGCACCGAGGGGACGUUCUUUGUGCUAGCUAGGGUCAGGCUGGAGGAGCCGCUGGGAAUCGCCCAAGGGCCCAGGGUUUGUUGUGCUGGCCGCUGUACAGACCCGCAGUAAGAACCCAGGCCUGAUUUCCAUGGACGUCAAUGGCAGGAGCAGGGCCGGCCUUAGGGGUGGGCCACCCGGGCGACCGCCCUGGGGUGCCAUGGUCAAGGGGGCGCCGUGUGGCAGUGAGAGGUGCCCGCUGCCCGGGGGAGUCGGAAGCUG